UUCUACCCUUCACUCAAACUCCUCUCACAACCCAUACACAUCUCUUCUCCUUUUCUCAUACAAUUCUCAUACAACUUCAAUUGAUUUCAACACCUCCCAAACUUCCCAUAUCCUUCUCUUUUUCACCCCUUCCUCAUCAUUUCCUAGUUGCUUCUUAUUUUCCCACCAAAUUCACUGCAUGGCCAAAAUGUACAAAUUGGAAAAAACAUCUACAAAACACGACAGGUUCCUAAACCCUUCAUUCUCUUCCACUCUCCUAGACCAAAUUUACCGUUCCAUCGACGAUGGAGAAACAACACCAACCACAUUUUACAGAGAACAAAAGCCAACGGUUAUCAACAAACUAGUAACAACCGAUAGAAAACAAAACUACAACAAACCAAAAACCGAAAAAGCCAUCCCUGUCGUGAAAAAACCCGACAGCAGAAAAUUCCAUCAACGCGACCACGAACAAGAUGCUCUGUUCUUCAGUUCCACUUCCAUUUCUUCCGAUUCUAGCUCCGGUGGAUUCUCCUCCGAUACAGACUCCCUAUACGGCACGAAGUCACGUGCCUCGUCGGGUUUCAUUCCACCGAGACCUAAACCCGUAAGAACAAGCGCCUCGUUCAGAUUCGAAGGCGAGAAACAGAGGAAUCACGUUAUCGACUGUUUUCAUCGAAGUUCAGAAACCAAACUGCGCACAGAAAAUCGCGGCGAGGAAGCGAUUUUAAUAAAAAGCAAAUCAAGAGCGGUAAAGAUUUACAACAAUUUGAAGAAAGUGAAGCAACCGAUUUCACCAGGAGGAAGACUCACGAGUUUUCUUAACUCUCUGUUUCAUAACAAUAAUAACAAUAAUGAGAAGAAAACUAAAGGUUCUUCUUGCUGUAAAGACGAACGAAACAAAGUAGCUUCCACUACGUGUUCUUCUGCUUCUUCGUUUUCGCGGUCUUGUUUGAGUAAAACGGCGUCGUUUUGUCAAAGAGAUAACUACAAGACGGUGCGUUUUUGUGGCGUGGAAGAAGGUAGGGUUAAAGUGGAGGAAGCUACUAGAAAGUUUUUGAAUGAGUAUCGUUGUAAUAGCUACAACAAGAAGAAUAAUGAUUUAGUUUUGUUAAAGGAUUUGCGUGUUAAUCAGAAUGAUGAUGAAGAUGAUGAUGACGUGGCGAGUUGUGCGAGUUCUGAUUUGUUUGAGUUGGAUCAUUUGGGUGUGUUGGGAGAUGGUAGGUAUUGUGAGGAGCUUCCUGUGUAUGGAACAACUCGUGUUAAAUGUUAAUUAAUUAGUACUAAUCAUGUUAUUAGUACUAAUGAUGUUAUUAGUACUAAUAAAUUAUUGUUAAUGAUGGAGUCAUUAUAAUCUAGAAGUCUGUCAUAGAUAUAGGAAUAACAGAACCAUUUUGAUAUUUGUUUGGUUGUUUUCUUAACUAUAUUUGUAUGAUUAAAUACGAAUAGAAGAACCAUUUUGAUAUA
This is a messenger RNA of Vicia villosa (hairy vetch), 1446 nucleotides long. Its product is annotated as protein BIG GRAIN 1-like B. The transcript has a single exon. The coding region runs from base 179 to 1252 and encodes 357 amino acids. Gene Ontology annotation, biological process: auxin-activated signaling pathway. Lineage: Eukaryota; Viridiplantae; Streptophyta; Magnoliopsida; Fabales; Fabaceae. The record is from RefSeq and is a predicted model, not a curated record.